AUGGCGUUCAACGUGUUGACUUCGACGGCCACUGAGCUCAGCCGCCUGCUUGCCCGACGGGAAGUCACAGCUGUUGAGCUCACGAAAGCCUACCUUGAACAGAUCCGCAAGCACAACAAGGCUGGCGCGCAUCUCAACGCGAUCAUCAGCGUGGUGCCAGAAGAGCAGCUCCUUGAGACAGCUUCAAAGUUGGACCAAGAACGCGCAGAGGGGAGGGUCCGAAGCCCUUACCAUGGCAUUCCCUUCGUGGUCAAGGAUAACAUAUGGACCGCUGCAAGCUUUGGCUUGCCGACAACAUGCGGCGCCUGGGCCUUGAAGGAGGCCAAGGCUAAGAACAAUGCAGAUGUGGUUCAAGCUGUUCUAAAUGGCUGGCUACAAGGGGUCUGGCGGCUUCAUCGGUUGUUCGGUGGUUGGAGGACUCCGGCUGGCUCUUCUUCAGGCUCAGCCAUCGCAGCAGCAGUUGGCAUGGCGCCGUUCGCUCUUGGCACCGAGACUGAGGGCUCCGUAUUGCAGCCAAGCGAUCGUGCUAGUCUCUACUCGAUCAAACCUACUAUCGGGAAGAUAUCCACGCGCGGAUGUCUGCCUGGUAUUAAACUGACCGACGUUGUCGGUCCGAUGACAAAGUCUCCCGAGGACCUCGCUGCUUUCUUAGACAUUUUGACGCCGAUCAAGGAUGUCUCGCACGUCGACUUCCUGACCGGAGCCUUCAAAGACCUUCGCAUUGGAUUUCUCGAUACAAAACAAUGGUUAUCGGGACCGGCGAUUGAAACGGUCAAUGCAGCAAUUGAUCUCGUGGAGAAGUCUGGUGCGAAGGUGAAGCGCAAUGUUGCUCUCGUCAGUUCCGAGGACGACAAGAAGUUCAACGACUUGAUCUCAAAUGACCUGCGCAAAGGAUUCGAAGAGUUCGCCGAAGGGCUCGACCAAGCUCCGGUCAAAACACUGCAGGAGUUGGUCGAUUUCAACAGAGAGCACGCAUCCGAAUGCCUACCAGAAGGGACCUCUGACCAGCAAUACAUCGAAGACGUGGUCAAGGCAGCCGACCUCUCCGCCGAGAAGUACCAGGAGUACACGACGACCUUGCGGCUCAACACGGGAGCCGAAGGCUUGGAUGCUGUAUUCCGAGAGAAUGAGAUUGAUGUAUUGAAUGGUCCACCUACCGGGCGAGGGACAAGUGUUGCGAUCCUUGCAGGCUACCCCGUUGGUACCCUUCCGCUCGGCUAUGCGCGCUUCAAUGGUAGGGCAUUCGGACUUACUGUCAUAGCACCCACCAAUGCGGAGCCAUUGAUAUUGAGAAUCAUGAGCGCGUGGGAUGCUAUCGUAUUCAAGCGACAACCCCCUCCCAAGCUCAUGAGCUGGGAGGCAGAUGUCCCAGAGAUGUAG
Molecule: messenger RNA, 1380 nt
Organism: Colletotrichum orchidophilum
Lineage: Eukaryota; Fungi; Ascomycota; Sordariomycetes; Glomerellales; Glomerellaceae
Exons: 7
Coding region: 1-1380 (459 amino acids)
Source: RefSeq, a predicted model, not a curated record